Molecule: messenger RNA, 3128 nt
Organism: Rhineura floridana
Lineage: Eukaryota; Metazoa; Chordata; Lepidosauria; Squamata; Rhineuridae
Gene: DCXR
Product: dicarbonyl and L-xylulose reductase
Exons: 8
Coding region: 147-878 (243 amino acids)
Biological process (GO): xylulose metabolic process; glucose metabolic process
Molecular function (GO): carbonyl reductase (NADPH) activity; L-xylulose reductase (NADPH) activity
Source: RefSeq, a predicted model, not a curated record
CGUGCCCUCCGGGGGGACUGUAGGUUGAGGGAGGAAAGGGACGUCUUCGAAAGGGGCCGCCGCGAUGGGCAGCGCCUGGGAGGGGCGGUAGUGAGCGCGAGUCGCCUUUUUCUUUGCAAGGCCCGAGCUCGGACUUCAGACGGGAAAUGGAGCACUUCUCAGGUCGUCGGGCUUUGGUCACGGGGGCGGGCAAAGGGAUCGGCCGGGCUGUAGCGCUAACGCUGAGCCGCUCCGGGGCCCAGGUGGUUGCGCUGAGCCGGACUCAAGCGGAUCUCGACAACCUGCAGAAGGAGUGCCCUGGUAUCCAAACGCUAUGCGUAGAUCUAGGAGAUUGGGAGGCCACAGAGACCGCACUGGGCAAAGUGGGGGAUAUUGAUCUGCUGGUGAAUAAUGCAGCUGUGGCAUUGCUGCAACCAUUCCUAGAGGUGACAAAGGAAGCUUUUGACAGGUCUUUCAAUGUCAACCUUCGGGCUGCACUGCAUGUCUCCCAGAUUAUUGCUCGGAAACUGAUUGCCAGGGGAGCACCGGGUGCAAUUGUAAAUGUCUCGAGCCAGGCAUCUCAUCGGGCUCUGUCCAGUCACACAGUUUACUGUUCCACCAAGAGUGCCUUGGAUAUGCUGACAAAAUCAAUGGCUCUGGAACUGGGUCCCCAUAGGAUUCGGGUAAACAGUGUGAACCCCACUGUUGUUAUGACUAGUAUGGGACGUCUCAACUGGACUGACCCCCAGAAAGCUGGACCUAUGAUUAGCCGCAUCCCACUAGGGAAAUUUGCAGAAGUGGACGAUGUGGUGAACAGCAUCCUCUUCCUGCUGAGUGACCAAAGCAACAUGACAACAGGCGCCAUGCUGCCAGUUGAUGGGGGAUUCCUUGCUUGUUAGAAUAUGGUAUUGGCUUCAGUCCUUGUGGAAGCAUAUCCUCUCUGUGAUUUAUCCAACUAUCCUGAACAGCCUGAGACACAGAGUGAGAUACUGUAGAACAGAGAUGGGGAACCUGCGGCCCUCUGAAUCUUGUUGGGCUCUAACUCCCAUCAGCCCUGCAAGCAUAGCCGAUAAUCAGGAAUGAUGGGUUGUAGUCCAGGAACAUCUGGCGGGCCACAGGUUGCCUAUCUCUGGUAGAAAGCGAUCAAGCAACAGGUUUCAUUACUGGAUGCAUGGGAAAAGUUAAGGUAAUAGUUCUUCCUUGUGCUGCUGACUCUAAACAAAUCACACUUCCUUACUUAUGGAGAAAUGUUUAUUGUAUAAAAUAAGAGGUGUUUGGCUCAUCACUCUACACGAUGAUUAAAAACUGGACCCAUCUCCAUCCCAGCCCCCCCCAAAGCUCUCCCUGCUCUACCCCCCAGUCCAUCCCACCUAACAUAAGAAAGGGGUUGGCCAUCACCCUCCCACCUGCCUUUUCUUUUAAACUUACAGAAAGGCUCCUGUCAUCUGGCCCUGUCCUGCCUAGUUGGACAAAAUAAAGAGACUUUUCUCUUCCCCUGACUAUCCAUCUUUGGAAGAGUCGAUGGUCUGUAAAACCAGCUCAGGAGGAGCACACAGGCUGAUGCCCUGAAAGGCAGGGGCAGCUUUGGAUGGCAUAGAGCUGCACUGAUCAUUUAGCUAGUGUCUGGCACAAAUAAAGCAUUAAAUGCUACUACUUCAACCUGUAUCCCAUUCAUCUUUCCUGCCCCAGCUGGGGUUUGUUACCUGCUCCCAUCACAAUGCUCUAGCACCAAUAGAAGCAGUAAUAAUAAAGGGCUGGUCUUUCCAUUCACGCACUACCCCCGGCAUGGAGUUAUGGGGAGCAUGCUCUUCCCACUGCUCCGCCCUGGGGGGGACAGCAUUGAGCUCCUCCUCCUCCCAUGCGGCCCUUUUACAUCAACACAGACGUUAAAUCAAAGAGACAUUUAAAAAACACUGACUUCGUACAUGAUGAAGGGCCCCGCCUCUCCUGUUGCGGGCACACCCAGCGACCUCUUCCUCCUCGCACAUACAAGGAGGAGACACCCAUAACAUGCUGAACUCAGAUGCCCUUAGAACACAGUGCACUUCUUGCCAGGUUUCUUCACAGGUGGAGGACAGAGCACAGCACGGAUGGCUUCAUCAAAGACAGUUUUGAGGCCUCGCUGUGUAAGGGCAGAGCACUCUAGGUACUUCACGGAACCUGGAGGGAUUCAGAAGACAGCAUGAGUUAUGGAGUUGUAAUGUCUCUGCUUUACCCUUGGCCACCAUCAGACGCUGAAACCUUGAUUAUAAAUUGAUUUUUAAAAACCCACAAAACACCAAGGUUCUCAUGCUCACAAUAGAGAAAAAAGAUGGAAGCUAGCUUUUCUAACUUUUGGGAGAAUGCUGUGUCCUCUGCAGUUCACAGCUCUUUCCUCUGGCCUAUUUCCAAGACUCACCAAUUUCUCUGGCCAUAGCUAGGCCUUGGGGGUAGGUAAUAGGAGCCAGUUUCUUGUCACGCAGUCUCUCAAUUGUGUCCUUGUCAUCCCUCAGAUCCAGCUUGGUGCCCACCAAGAUGAUUGGUGUGUUGGGGCAGUGAUGUCGAACCUCUGGGUACCACUGAAAAUGUAGAGAUGAGAGAGUGAAUCCCCUUGACUGCUGAUUUAGGGAGUUAGUGCACUAGAAACAAAAUGAUACCCAGGACAAAUGGCCAUUGCUGGCUCUUUGCUUGACCAAAGCUAGGAAAUGUUGGCAGAAAAGGGAACUGAUUCUACUUCACUGCAUGCUCCCUAUUGACUUUAAUGGCUUUCGAUCCUGUUCUUGAGGCAUAGUCAGCAAGGCAGAGGAGACCUUCUGCUAAUCUCAAGGCUCAGGUGGGUCUGCCCUGCAUGGUCAUUUCCCAGUUCUUACGAGAAAGUGUGUUACCUUGGCUCGGACGUUUUCAAAAGAUGCUGGGCUCACCAGUGAGAAGCAGAUCAAGAAAACAUCCUGCAAGGGUACAAGCAGAAUACAUGACAAGGAUAGGACGUACCGUCAGAUGAAAUACUUAGGACAGCAAACUCAGGCAAAUGCAAGCCUUCAGUUUUUGCCCCUCCCCCCCAAUUGGCUCACCCACAAGUCACACUGCCUCUUGGAUCCCAAUACCAUCCCUUCUAACUCAGUACCAGAUUUCACAAAAAGGAUAUGUAAUAAAGGCUUGCUUUUACUGAA